AUGGCUGACUUGGAGGCGAAUUUGAUGCAUUUGCAACUCAUGCACGAGAGUCUCAGUCGGUUUGGGGAGAGUUUCGCCAGCUUUUUGUACGGGUUGAACAUGAAUGCCUUUGUUGUUGAUUUCCCAGAGGCUCCCAUCAUUGAGUCGAUCAAACGCUGGCAAAAGCGUCAGCAGGGAGGCCAGGGAAACUUCGACGAUCAGUCGACGACAAUCCAGAAUAACACCACCACUGGCGACGGUCGGCUCGGUGAGAGCAGUGGGGAUGCAACCUUCAUGACUACAGCAGAUGCAAGUUUCGCCAGCUUGAAGGCAACUCCACGCCGUAAAAGCAUGGCCCCAUCAGUAACACCCGGCACUUCAUCAACGAUCAAGCACAGCAAUCUGCCGGCCGGCCGGGGAGGCGCUGCUGCUGGGGCGAGAGGGGCCAGAGGCAGUGUUGGCAGCCGUGGAGGUUUGAGAGGAAGUGGUCUGCCACGGGGUAGAGCGAGGGGAAGCAAGUAA
Molecule: messenger RNA, 501 nt
Organism: Fonsecaea erecta
Lineage: Eukaryota; Fungi; Ascomycota; Eurotiomycetes; Chaetothyriales; Herpotrichiellaceae
Exons: 2
Coding region: 1-501 (166 amino acids)
Biological process (GO): mitotic sister chromatid biorientation
Cellular component (GO): mitotic spindle; mitotic spindle pole body; DASH complex
Source: RefSeq, a predicted model, not a curated record